CAUUUUACUUCAGUACGACUACAAACAUUCAUGGCGACGCAUUGCAUUUUGUUUUGAUCCUGCUGGAGCAUUCCAAAUUCCUUAAGAAUCUCACCGUCCUUAUAAUAUUAAUGUUUCGAAAAUGAACCCUUUGCUAUCAUUCGUUACUCUGACUGCGUUAUUCAGCUCAGCGCUCGCCAUACGUUGCUAUCAGUGUUCCUCGCAGACGGAUCCCAAGGGGGUGGACAACUGCGGUGCCUACAAAGCGUUCAACCGAACGCAGAACAUUGCCAUCGAGUGCAACAGCGAUGAAUCGCAUAUGCCCGGAUCGUUCUGCAUGAAGGUGGUCCAGCAGAGUCCGCGAGGGUUUAUUUGGGACGGCAGGUGGCGUCAGGUGAUCAGACAGUGCGCUUCAGUGUCGGAGACUGGUGUCACCGGUGUCUGCAACUGGGGCGUCUACGAAAAUGGCGUCUACUGGGAGGAGUGCUACUGCGCGGAGGAUGGCUGCAACCAUGCGGCAAGGUCUGUCUCCGUUUCCACUGUCAGCUUGAUGUGCCUUCUAGGUUUAAGUUUGAUGUACAAGCGGUUCUGCAAUUAGGAGAAUCUCGUUUACUCGUUUCGAAUAUUGUCGGAGCCUUUUUAAAGCAACAUACAUCAUUCCAUUUUAGUGAGUAGAAGAAAAACUGUAGAAUCCGUCCAGAUUGAUUGUUUUUUUUUAUGGGUAGAAGAGACUAUUUUUUACUGUAUAUUUCCGACUCCAGGUAGGAAUAAAAGACUUUACUAAGAAAA
Ochlerotatus camptorhynchus is the source of this 768-nucleotide messenger RNA. RefSeq lists its product as uncharacterized. The transcript has 3 exons. The record is from RefSeq and is a predicted model, not a curated record. Lineage: Eukaryota; Metazoa; Arthropoda; Insecta; Diptera; Culicidae. Gene Ontology annotation, biological process: regulation of synaptic transmission, cholinergic; sleep; positive regulation of voltage-gated potassium channel activity. Bases 122 to 577 code for a protein of 151 amino acids.